CGUACAGCGGGUCGGCUGGGAGCCGGGAUGGCCGUGUCUGCGGCCCCGGCGGGGGACAGGGGACAGUCACUUCCCGGAAGAGGCAGGGCCGUGUGGGAGAAGGCGCCGAAUUCGAAGUGCUCCCAGGACCUUUCCGGGUCAGGGUGUUAAUCCCUAAACGCCAGUCUUUGGGAAAGCAAAGAGGAAGUUUUCUUCUCCUUUUUUUGUUUUAAGAAGAGAAAAUUCAGGAACUUGGAGGCAGCAAUAGUUAGCACUCAGGCCCAAUUGGUAAAUGACGGAGGGGCGUCUUCCAAAACCAAGGAGAGAGGGUUGUCCCGAUCCUUAAAUGGAGGGCUCGAUCUUUCAUUAUGGCAUCUCCAGCCCCUAGAAGAGUUCCUGGAAAAUAAGCGUUUAAUAAAUAUUCAUUGAUAACAAGUAAGUUACACCUGGGUUAUAUUAUGCUCCAAAUUUAAGCUAAAUUCAUAUGAAAAUAAAACUGAAGAAAUAAUAAAAAAGAGCAUUAGUUAGUGAAAUUAUGUGGUAAAUCCCGCACAAUACAAUCCUGUACUGAAAGAAACUUUACACCAUUUACCAAUCUUUAUGUGAAAAUAUAGUUAUCUAAAUGGGAAUUGGGAAAUUUAAAGUAUUUCCCACUUCACUGUUAAAAGACAAUUCUAAUGUUUUUGCUUAAAACAGGAAAACUGUUGGUUUAAUAAAAUGUGUGUUUUUGCGUAAAUCAAACCACUGACUGCUUUUUAUGUUCUUUAAGUUUGAUUCAUUAGUGGAAUUAGCAAGGUUCUGUGCUUUUCUCACCUCAUUCAGUUUUAUAAUUAACCAAUAAAAGCUUAGUAGCUUUUAAGGAAGUUUUAGGAGCAUAAAUUGAUUUAUGGACACCAUAUGGUUACAUCAAAGGAUUUUUUUGUUUUGUUUUAACCUGCAAUAGAUUCUUAAGCCUUUUCUUUAAACUAGAAAUUCGUGUUCUUUCUACCAAGCAAUAAUAUCUGAAAGAGAGUGAUUUUUUCUUUAAUACCAAGCUACCAAAAUUGGUGAUGAGAUUCAAAGGAUAUCAGAAUCUUGUAAUUCAUCUGGUAAUACUUCUCAGUUUGUAGAUAGGUUAAAUGUCUUCCCAAGGUCAUAGAGCUAGUCAGUGGUAUAUCCAAGACUGAAAUCCUAGGCUUUCUAUCCCAAGUUCAGUGCACUUUCACUAAAAUAAAUAAAUUGAAGCCACUAGUAAGUUAUAAAGUUAUUUGCUAUGGAUUGUCCUGACUUUGUUGAUUCACAUAAGUAUUCUUGUGAAACACUAAUUCUUAAGAAUUGUGAGUAUAUUAGGAGACUCUUCUUUUUAUAUAUAAUAUACAUUGAUUGAAUGAUCAGAUUGGCAUCAAUAAAAUUAUUACAUUAGAAAAGAUAGGAGUAGAGACUCACCAAAUCCCACACCACAGAAAAUUUCAAAUUUCACCAUGUUAAAAUAAGCAAGACAGAAUACAUAGUUUUGAUUGAGUUUGAUAUGUGUAGUAUUUUUAAAUUUUACGUGAUGCUGAGCUAUUUUCAAGUAACCUCAUCAGGUUGAUCAUGACCUCAGGCAAGAACCAUCUGUUCUAUCUUUGAGUGUAGUUGUCCUUGAACAUCUUAAAUGCUGUUGCAUUCUGUCCCUUUUUGGAACUUUAUGUGAUUUUGCAGUCUUACCAUUGCUACUUAAUGUCACUUUGGAGGUGCAAAGAAAGUGACAAAAAAUGGAAAACAAUGGAUCAUGGAAAUAGAUAUUUUGGAUUAACUGCAUUUUUAAAACGUUAUGGUGUCAUUUUUCAUAAAAUACAUGGUUCACAAAACUGUACCCUUUCAGAACUGUUGAGCUAUUCUUUUAAUAUUCUGCUUUCAUGAGUGAUUUCUGAAAGGAACAUGCAUUUUUACACUCAAAGAACUUAGGUUGUAGAUCUACUGAAGAUAAUCAUAAAAGAAUAUUUUAAAAUAAUGUAUUACACUUAGAAUAUGUAAUUUUACAUUAAUAUUCUUUGCAUUUUGUCACUGCUUAUAAGGUAGCACCAUAAAUGAAGAAGUAAAUUAAUUUGUGUCAAACAGGAAUUAUGUCACCUUUAAGGAAAUUCACUAUCCAUUGCCAGAGAAAUGAUAAUUUUAGUGUUUUAGGUUUUUAAGCAAGAUCUCUCUGGCUCCCUCUGGGAGACUGAUUGUGUAGAAGUGGAGGGUAGUACAAAGUGGAAGCAGGGCAGCCAAUGGGGAGACCAUUACCACCGUGUACAGGCAACGCUAGGGGCCUACUGUUAGAAAUGGGGAUUUAGGAGAUAUUUUGGAGAUAGAGGACUUGCUGAUUAAGUUGCUGUUGGAGAGCAAAGUAAAGAGAAAGAGUCAAGAUUGACUGCUAGGUAUAUGGCUUAAGCCACCGGGUAUUUGGGAAAGACUAGGGGUAGAACAGUUUUGAGAAGAGGUGGUGGAAUCAAGAGUUAGGUGUGUAUCAUGCAUCCAUGUGAAGAUAAAGUAGGGGAUUAGAUAUUCCAGUCAAAAGCUUGGAGGAGUUGUCAGAUGAUGUGGGAUAAAUUAGAGGGAAGUGAAGAAAAAUUCCUUCAUUAUAAAGUCUUCAAAGGGAACUCAGCAAUAAUAUCCUCUCCAGUGUAGUCUGUCUUUCUAACUGACUCUAAAAGUAUUCUUUCUAUAAGUCUUUCUGCUCACUUUCCAAUUCCCAUGCCAACCCCUAAUCCUUUGAAUCUUCUUGCUUGGCAUAGUUAUAAUUAUUUUUAGUUAAAAGUUGCGAAGGCUAUAUAAAGUCUUGGCAGUAAUUCAAGAAGGUCUAAUAGAAAUGAAUUAAUGGUAAGUUACUAAGAAAAAAAGAUUCAUUGGGGCGUGUCAUAGAGAAAGACUAGCUCCUAUAAAAAUGUCCCCUUGAUUCCUAUCCUUCAGAGAAAAAAGUGGAAAAAAAGUAUAUUUCAUGAUAGCAUUUCUUUCAAAGAAACAUAGCAGGGCAUUACUGCUUUAUAGGAGUGUGCUUGGGGAGCACAAGAGAGACUAACCUUUUUCAAAUCCAUUUCAUUAGAUAUAUGAUAUAUGUAGGUUAAGGCACCAAAGUGGUUUAAAAGGCUUUGAGAUAGGUUAAAAAAUAUGGUGACCAGAAGGAUUGGCAAUGAGAGACAUUUUUCUAGAAAAUGUCACUUAACUAAGGAAAAGUGGAGAAGAGAACACUAGCUCAGAGACAGUAACUCAAUUUUUGUGUGUGUAUUUGAGGAAGGUUUGCCCUGAGCUAACAUCUGUGCCAGUCUUUCUCUACUUUAUAUGUGGGAUGCCUCCACAGUAUGGCUGAUGAGUGGAGUAGGUCUGCACCCAGAAUCCAAACCCGUGAACCCUGGGCCGCCAAAGCCGAGUCCGCAGAACUUUAACCACUUGGCCACGGGGCUGGCCCCUGUAACUCAAAUUUUGCUUUCUGGGGACUAACAGAUUUCUGUUACAAACUUUUUUUUCUUUUUGCCUAUGUUGUUCAUACCAAUUGUGUUUAAGUAGCCACUGUUACAGCUUUGUAGACUUUGCUCGUAUUAUAAUAAAGGAAGAGCCCAAAUAGAUGGGCUAGGGAGACAUUGCUGGUCACCGUUCAACUACCAGUGCUAGUUGUUCUGUAACAUGACUGCUGAUUCUCUUUCUUUAAACCAGGCUUAUUUCUGACAAAGAAACUAAAAUAAAAUGAAUAAGUAAGUUUUAAGUGGAACGAUCAUGUUCUAUUAAAGAUAUUAUUUAUGGGCUUAGUUAAAAGCCCUCUUCAUCUUGCUUAAGGGAUCCAAUCUGUGGAAAUUUUAAUAUAUUAAUAGAAUCAGUUAUGAGUUUAUUUUUUUCUAGGCAUGGGUACCCCAGUGAAUAAUAUAUUCCAAUAACGUUUUUACAAAAUGAUUCUUGUGGGCUGACCCCACGGCAUAGUAGUUAGGUUCAGUGCGCCCCGCUUAGGCAGCCUGGGUUUAUGGGUUCACAUCCUGGGUGUGGACCCACACCACUCAUCAGUCAUGCUGUGGCAGCAUCCCACAUAGAAAAUAACGGAAGACUGGCACAGAUGUUAGCUCAGGGCUAAUCUUCCUCAGGAAAAAGACAAAAAGAUUCUUUACAAAAUGAUCCUAAUGUGCUUGAAAUAUUUAGAGAACUGCAAUUUGUAAAGUCUACCUCAUCGUGUUUCUCUAAUUUUUUUUUCCCUACAGCCCUCAGAAGGAACACAGUUUAUAUCACAGUCCUGUACGUAAAUGUGUGCUUAUUUGUGCUAUCAUAACAACCCUGCACCAUGUAACGGUCAUCAUUCACUACUACUCAUUUAUAUGUUUUGUCAAUUUACGUAAUGAAGCAUUGGAGAUGUGGUAGGAAGGGUUGAGCUUUAGGGCUGGAAGAGCCAGAGAAAAGAUGCACCUUGCCUGUGACCACAUGACUAGUUCCUAGGCAUUCUGAAGAAAACCAGAAAAUAUGAAUCUCUCAUUCCUUAAAAAGCCAUACUGAAGUCAUUUAAUAUUCAGGUACUUGUAACCUUGUAGAACAUUGCUUUUUAAUCUGACCCAUGAAGUAUAUCCAUAUUUGGUUACUUACUGUUUAGGCAAAAAGUAAACCAUCUAAAGAUUUCUAGUUUAUUUUCCCAAACCUUUAUGUAUAAGACCACAUUUUUUAAACUUAUUUUAAAUUUGAAAAGUAAGACAUGCCUAUGAUUAUUUUAAAAAAUAAUAAACAACACAGAGGAAUAUACUUUGAAGACUAAUUCUUCUCAUUCCUCAGCUUCAGUCAUCCCUAAUGUAUAAACUAUUUUGUACCUGUUUUCAUUUUAAAACUUGGAGACUUUUUUGUCAAUACAUAUAGAUUUGUCCCAUUUUUAUUUGCUGCAUCAUUUAUUCCAUUGUUUGAACGUACUGUAAUUUCUUAAAGAUAUGUCCUUUGUUGAUCCAUAUUUGGUUCCCAGUGUCUUACUAUUAUAAACAAUGCUACAGUGAUUAUCCUUAUAUGUAAAUCUGCGUACACCUAACAGUAUAUCUUAAAAUAAAUUCCUAGAAGAAAUUGCUAAAUAAGAAGAUACCUGCAUUUAAAUUUUGACAGCUAGAGUCAGGGUCACAUUUAAAUGAGAUGAGAUCAGUUCUGAUAAUAUUCCUCCAGAGGGGAAUUUUGUGAUUCCUUCUAUCCCUGCCCUUUCCAGUAUGCAGGGUGAGUCACAAAUAAAAGGAAAGUAAAACUAUCAACAAGAACUUCCUCCUUAAACUUUCUAUUUCUGAAUUUUAAAUGUUCUGAUGGUUGAUACUUUAAAAGUCUUGUUUGCCUUCAUAAUAAUGCCUUAGAAAAGAUAUGCGUCCCCACUCUUUUUCCAGAAUUAACUACAACUUUUCACAUUAACAAAGAGAUAAAACCUUAAAUCUGAAUCUGUGCCACAAUGUCACAUUCAACCCGUGAGACUUCUUGAUGUGAAGUAGACAGUAUUAGCACUGAGCCACUGUUAACGUUAAUGGUGCUUUCGUCUUUGUAUUUAAAUCUGUUUUUCUUUGUAAAGUGACAUAUAUGCAAAUAUUUGUGCACUUCUUCAUAAAAAAUGAAUGCACAAAAUGAUACUUAUGGUGGCAUUGGCUGCAGUAUAAAAUUGAUUCAGAAAAGCACAAAGAACAUGACAGCAACACUUCUAGCAUUUAUUUUUUUUGUAGCCAUGUACAAUUUGAGGAAAUCACUUUUAGUGUGGGCUCUGUUAAGGGAAACAGACAAUACAGUACUUUUUAUUUAGAUUGGUUUUGCAUCAUGGUGAUAGCUUAUGACUUCAUAUUUUUUGUAUCCUAUCUUGUGUUUUUGGAAUGAAUUAAAGGUCAUUAUUUAGAGGAUGAUAAUCUGGAUUAUAUUUGUAUAGUCAAACUGAAUCUUAAUUGCAAACACAACACAAUAUUUUCGUCAAAUAAUAACAAAGGAAAAGAAAAACAGAUAUAUAUGUUUAAUAAAGAAAAACUGCCCUACAGAAAAUACCAAAGCAGGAUACAAUCGCAGAGUUUAAGCCAAUUUCGUUUUUAAAAUGUCAUGUACAUAGAAAAGAAUUGAACAUUAGUUUUCUUUGGAUGGUAGGACUAUAGGUGAUUUUUAAAGUUUUUUUCCUUGAAAAGAUUUUUUAUUUUUCCACAACAAACAUGUGUGACCUUGUAAUUUAAGAAGUCAGUGCUCUUUUAAAAAGAUAAUUCCAUAUUCUUCCAACUCUCCAUUUUCUGUCUCCAUCAAAGUUUGCCUUCGUCAACCCCUUGUUUUUUUCUUUAGUUUGCUUAUCUGCAUGCUUCCUUGCUUUUGUUGUUUUUUCUGAUUAUAAAAGAAGACUAGUCCUAUUCUCUUUAGUACGUAAAUCAAGAAGUGAAUUCUGAAGAAGACAAACAAGACUUACAGCAUCCCUGGGUUUUCUACCCACCUCUGCAUUUGUUAGCUCUUAUUAUUAGCUGGAACAAAGUCAAUUACCACCAUAUAUUUUUUUUUUUGUAAUGUUUUCCCUUUCCAAAUUUCAUGCAAUAUUAAUGUAACCAUGUGAAAAGUUUUAUUCUUGGCCACUGCUAAGGAGAACUUAGAAGAAGAAAGAAUGAGGAGAAACGAGACCAUUAACAUUUGAGUUUCAUUAACUUUAAAAAUAACUUUAUUUUUCAGUACUAUAGAGAAACCCAUGUUUGGUGACAUCAGUGGAUUUUAGGGACAAAUUUAGCAUGCUACAAUCUGAAGAUAACUUAAUCCAUUAGUUGCAUUAGUGUUUUUGUAGCCGGUAGGUCAGUUACCACCAUUUUUAAUGUUUCAGGUGUUCUUGGUUCAUUUAGAAAAGCUGACAAAUGAAAGAAAUCAGGAGAAUCUUCUAUUUAUGAAUUAUCCUAAACUAGCUUAUAAUAUAUUGUUUGUAUUCCUGUUCUGAGCUUCUGUGUGUUUUAAAAUUUUUUGGAAAGUGUGUUUCAAAUAAGCGCAGUUAAUCACCAGAAUGGGAGUGAAUGACUUGUGGCAAAUUCUGGAGCCUGUUAAGCAGCACAUCCACUUGCACGGUCUUGCUGGGAAAACCAUUGCAGUUGAUCUGAGCCUCUGGGUAUGUGAAGCACAGACAGUCAAAAAAAUGAUUGGAACAGUCUUGAAGCCCCACCUCAGGAACUUAUUUUUUCGUAUCUCAUAUUUAACGCUAAUGGAUGUAAAACUGGUGUUCGUUAUGGAAGGGGAACCCCCAAAGCUGAAAGCUGAUGUCAUAAGCAAGAGGAAUCAGAUUCGGUACGGGCCUUCUGGAAAAACAUGGUCUCAGAAAACAGGAAGAUCACAUUUUAAAUCAGUCUUAAGAGAGUGUCUUGACAUGCUGGAAUGCUUAGGAAUUCCCUGGGUCCAAGCUGCUGGGGAAGCUGAAGCCAUGUGUGCAUACCUCAAUGCCAGUGGCUACGUAGACGGCUGCCUCACCAAUGAUGGAGAUGCUUUCCUUUACGGGGCCCAGACUGUUUACAGGAAUUUCACUAUGAAUACCAAGGACCCACAUGUUGACUGUUAUACAAUGUCAUCUAUCAAGAGUAAACUAGGUUUGGAUAGAGAUGCUCUGGUUGGACUAGCAAUACUGCUUGGCUGUGAUUAUCUUCCAAAGGGAGUUCCUGGAGUUGGAAAAGAGCAAGCGUUAAAACUAAUACAGAUUUUGAAAGGGCAAAGUUUACUUGAAAGGUUUAAUCAGUGGAAUGAAAAAUCUGGUUACUCUAAUCCACAACCACAAGUCAUUAAAAAACUGGCUCAUUGCUCUGUGUGUUCCCAUCCAGGUUCACCUAAGGAUCAUGAGCAUAAUGGAUGCAAAUUAUGUAAAACUGAUCGAUAUUGUGAACCACAUGAUUAUGAAUACUGUUGUCCCUGUGAGUGGCACCGUACAGAACAUGACAGGCAGCUGAAUGCAGUAGAGAAUGGUAUUAAGAAAAAAGCUUGCAGUUGUGAAGGAUUCCCAUUCCCUGAGGUUAUUCAAGAAUUCCUUUUGAACAAGGAUAAAUUGGUGAAGGUAAUCAGGUACCAAAGGCCUGAUUUACUGUUGUUUCAGAGAUUUACUCUUGAAAAAAUGGAGUGGCCCAAUCACUAUGCAUGUGAGAAAUUGUUGGUGCUUUUAACCCGCUAUGACAUGAUAGAAAGAAAGCUUGGUAGAAGGAACUCUAAUCAAUUACAGCCAAUUCGAAUUGUUAAAACCCGAGUCAGAAAUGGAGUUCAUUGCUUUGAAGUAGAAUGGGAAAAGCCUGAACAUUAUGCUAUAGAAGAUGAAUAUGGAGAAUUGGUUCUGCAAACAAUAGAAGAAAAAUCAUUGUUUGAGGCAGCUUACCCUGAGAUUGUUGCUAUUUACCAGAAACAGAAAUUAGAAAUUAAAGGGAAGAAACAAAAAAGCAUGAAAAUUAAACCUAAAGAAAACAAUUUGCCAGAACCAGAUGAUAUGAUGAGUUUUCACUCACACAUGACUUUAAAACCCACAUGUGAAAUCUUUUCUAAGCAGAGUUCCAAGUUACGUUUGGAAGUUUCCCCUGAUUCUACAUUAUCCCAGAAAUCUAUUUCUGCAUCAUUGAAUAGCUUGCUUUUACCUGAAGAUGCUCCCUGUUUGAAUACACAACAACAGUUAAUGUCUUCUGCAAGACCUUUGGUUAUGCAGCAAAUUAAAGCUGUCAGUAAAUCUCUAAUUUCAGAAUCUAGUCAACCCAGUACCUCUUCUCAUAAUAUGUCGGCAAUUGCUGAUCUACACUUGAGCACCAUUGACUGGGAAAGUACUUCUUUUAGUAAUUCUCCAGCUAUUCCAAGGAACACUUUCUCUCAUGGUUUGAAAUCAGAGCUUGAAACAGCCAUCCCUGAUAGCUUUAAAAAUAUCCCAGGACAAUUGUCAUGUGAAUCAGAGCAGAACACCACAAACAUCAGUAAAGUGUUGGAUUGGGAUCUUCGAAAGUCUAAUCCUGAAGAGCAUCUACUUUCUGGCAUUACUGAUUUACAUCUUCAGGAUUUGCCUUUAAAGGAACGAAUACAAGUAAAAUCAUCAUAUCCUCAGGAGAAUAUACAACCAGAUGUUGACCUAAAAACUUUAUCCCUACUUACUGUAAAAGAAGCUUGUAUUGCUAACAGUAGUUCUGAUUAUCUGUCACAUCUUUCAAAGGAUAUUCUAGGAAUUCACUUAGAAAAUGAAUCUAGAAACUCUAAAGUUCUAAAAGGAGACCAGCUGUUUCAAGAAAACUAUGAAGUGAAUACUUCUAUACCUUAUUCUAUCAAUAACCCAGUAGUAAAGACCUCCAGUGUUAGAGGUGGACUACCAAAUACUGCCUUAGAUCAUAGUAGAAAAGUUGAUGUGCAAACCACUCAGAAAAUUGUGAUGAAGAAAAGCGUUUGCCUUGAUAGACAUUCCUCUGAUGAAGAAAAUGUCCCAGUGUUUGAGAAAGCUAAGUAUACAACUCACAAAAUGAAGCACAAUUCUCAGAAGCAUAACUCAGCCCAGUUCAAGAAAAAUGAUGUCAACAAAUUAACUAACUCUAAGAUACAUAUUAAAGAAACUGAACAGUGUGUCCAGGCUUAUAAAACAGCUGGAAAUGAAGAAAACUGUUUCCCAGUGGCAGAGAAAGAGUCUCUGAAUUUUCCACAGUGUCAUAAGGAAAAAGAAGACUCUGGUGCUUGUUCGGAUAGUCCUCUCCCUUUAUGUCAGAGAUUAAAACUGAGGUUCCAAAACACUUGAAAUGAAAUUAAAAAUAUUUAAGUAUAACUUAGUAUUCUAGUACAAUCGACAUUGGCAGAGGCAGAGGCAAGGUGUCUAGUUAAUGUUUGGUAGAAAAAUGUAAUGUGGUUCUAUAUGUCACGAGACGCUUUUGCCUAAAAUUUUAAUCAAAAUUGUAAUAAAAAAUGAUACGUAAAA
Molecule: messenger RNA, 9823 nt
Organism: Equus caballus (horse)
Lineage: Eukaryota; Metazoa; Chordata; Mammalia; Perissodactyla; Equidae
Source: RefSeq, a predicted model, not a curated record